Molecule: messenger RNA, 6359 nt
Organism: Dendronephthya gigantea
Lineage: Eukaryota; Metazoa; Cnidaria; Anthozoa; Malacalcyonacea; Nephtheidae
Exons: 21
Coding region: 5-6208 (2067 amino acids)
Biological process (GO): detection of mechanical stimulus
Cellular component (GO): membrane
Molecular function (GO): protein binding; calcium channel activity
Source: RefSeq, a predicted model, not a curated record
CGGAAUGUCUGGUGCUCUGAACGCAUCGUCAUCAAUAGAUCCGGAUUUUCUUGGCACAGAUGGAAUGGAGUUUCUUUGGUUCUGCAGAGAUGUUGAUGAUCAUGAAUUUCUGCCGUCAAACUUUACCUUUGAACCAUUGUUAGCAUUCCCCGAGGUACCUGACCCGGAGACAGCACCUGUCCCAACCAUGGACAACACCACCCAGCUAAUUGGUUGUUUCGGAACUGGGCGUGGUCGAUUGAACUCCACUGAUCUCACUCUUCAACUGAAUACCAUUACAAUGACUGAAGACAAAGCGUAUACGAUCUCCCUCUUGGUCAGAAAGACCCAUCCUGAAUUUGGUCUCAGACAGCAUUUGAUAAACGUUUUCUUCUACGUGGCGAGAGGAUUACCACCUUCCCUUACAAUGCGUUGCAACAAGAACUGCAAAUCGAAAGUCGUUCAUGACCAGAAGAUCAUUCUGAAAUCCUCGUGCGACGAACGUUGCUAUGGGGCGCUGAAAUUCGGUUGGCAAUUGUUCUUAUACGAUGACAUUCAUACCCCAGAGCCUUACAACUUGACGGAAUUAAACGAGAUUACAAAUGACGAAUUUCAGCAAAUGGCUGUUAAUCCUAUCGACGAGCUGGAUAUAGGAAUCAAACCAAAUUCUCUUCACCCCGGAAAGAAGUACAUCUUGAGUUUCAGGGCGACGCGUGCCAGUGGUGUAUUCGGCGAAAUGAGGCAUACAAUGCUACUAAAUACUCCUCCUAAGAACGGAAACUGUUCCAUUUUUCCAUUUUCUGGUUUGGCCGCGCAGACAAACUUUACGAUCUCUUGUGAAAACUGGAUUGAUCAGGAUGCGCCUCUUUCCUACGAGUUCUUUUACGAAACAGGAGGGAUCAAAGUCGUACUAUUCUAUCGUACGAUUAGUCCUGGACGGAGUAUAAGUGAAACAGAUUGGCUUGGGAUAGGAGACGAGAGAGAUGAAUACAGACUGAAUGUUACUGUGGUUGUUAAAGACUUCUUUGGCUCAAAAUCAAGACAUAUCAUGACGGUUCAGGUACUUCCUCCACCAGUAACAAGCCUGGACAUGGACAGAAUUCUGGGCUUGGUGUCGGGAGAAAACAGCUUACUUCAACACUAUUUCGGAUCAAAAAGAAGCCCGAAAGCCUUGAGCUUGUGUUCAACAGUUGGGUUAAUAUUAAAUCACAUCGCUCAGAAAAAUACAACUAAUAACAGCUCUGAAAUAUCAUCGGCACAUGUGAAGGAAACAGUUCUUAAAAGCAUUUCAUCCGCUAAUAUGUCUAUAAAGGACACCUCCGCAAUGAAGCAAGUCUCCUCUACGAUUUUCACUUUAACGGAAGAACCAGACGAACUUACACCCGAUAGUCAGGACACUGCACUUGAUAUAUGCAAGUCUUUAACUGGGAAUUUGAAGGAACUGUCAAACAAGGAUAAUGGGUUUGAAGAAAUUGUGACAUCACUCGGGUUUGUUCUUGGAUCUCUCGGACAAAUAAAUAAUGGUUCAACAAAGGAAACUGAACUAUCUCCAAAUCAAGUUAAACGUACAACGGACAUUGUUGGCAAUCUUCAAAACAUCGUUGUCGAUAAUUUGGUCACUAGCGAGGGUCCCCUGAGCGUUGAAACAGAAACAUUUUCAAUUCAAGCUGAGUUGGUUCAAGUGAAGGACUUUGGUCAAAAGAAGAACACCUUGAAAAAUUGCGACUUUCAUCCUCCAUCGGCUAAUGCACUUGGCAUGAAAGAAAUAAUCGAUAAUCCGAACAACACUUUUCUUCAAAUGCAACCUAUUAAUAUAAAGCUCGCAGUUUUCAACAAAAAUCCCUUCAACUGGGACAACACGAGUGAAACAAUCACUUCUGAUGUAGUCGACAUAGUAAUUGACUCCAAGAUGAAUAUUUCGUCGUCCAACUUCAGCGAAGAAGCUGGUAUAACGGUGGCUCGCAAUACAAGUCAAUUCCCAAAACCUAACGGCUUUUACAUGAAACCAAGUCAGACAAACUCGACAGCAAGUACAAAAGAAUACUUGAAGUACCAUUGCUUCAACCGAAGCAGUAAUUAUACAUCGAUGAAUUUUGAAAUUCAUCCUGACGAAAUUGGAAUACAUCUAAAGGUAUAUUUAAAGAGUGGAGGAAAACCUGAUAUAAAGUCGGGAGAUUUUGAUUUGUUCUACCACCUUCCUGAUCUCAAAAGCUGUUCCGUCCCAGAAGGAACUAUUAUGAAUUCAGAAAUAUCACACAAUCACAACUCCGGUCAAGCCAUCCAUGUUCACUUGAAAAAUUGUUCAAGAGACCCUUAUACAGUGUUUGUAUCAAAUCAAGACUUAAAUGACACAGGAAAGCAUUGCUUUGCUGUUCAACAUAUUCAAUAUCUCAACGAAUCGAGUGACGAAGAGUUAGACGCGGGGUCCGCCUCUCGAAAGAGACGUUCUGUUUCGUGCGAGGUUGGAGCAAGACGUGUUCGCCGUUCCUGUGUCAUCGUUCCUCCCGCGCCCCCGAAGCCGACUCACAAGCCAGCGAUCAAGAUCCUGGUGGCGGACAAUCUGGGCUUCGAUGGAAAGUUCUUUUUCCCCAACCAAACUCCAAACUACAAUUCGACGAUGUUUGAAUCGAGUUGUAUGCACUGGGACGUUGAGAAUGAAACAUGGACCGGCGAUGGUUGCAGGGUGGCCCCAGGAACGAACAAGGAGACCAUCGUGUGCUAUUGUGAUCAUCUGACGUCGUUUGGCAGUGAUCUACUUGUGGCACCAAACCCGAUCGAUUUCGAUUCGGUUUUCCAAAAUUUUGGCAGUCUUGCCGAGAACGUUGCUGUGCUGGCUUUGAUAUCGACAAUCCUUGGUUUUUACAUCAUCGGAGUUAUUUGGGCGAGAAGAGCCGAUAAAAAAGAUUUGUUGAUGCUUGGUCCUACGAUUCUAUCAAACCCCAAGGGCAACUACCACUACCUCAUCAGUACAUACACUGGCAGUAGGAAAAGUGCUGGAACAACUGCUCGAGUUGUCUUCAAAAUGACUGGUGACGAGGGUGAGACUCAACCAGUAAGACUAAAGGAUCGGCACAGACCCUGCUUUCAACGAGGACAAGAAAACGCGUUCAUCGUUUCCUACCCGAAGGGAGUCGGUGAUCUUACCUAUCUUCAAAUAUGGCACGAUAACUCAGGUUCUUCACCAGCCUGGUACCUCAGCCGGAUUUUAGUCAAAGAUCUUCAGACUGGCGAAACCUGGCCUCUGUUUUGCGAAAACUGGCUGGCUGUUGAAUCGGAAGAUGGGAAAGUGUGUCGACUUCUUUCCGUUGCCAACGAACAAGAAAUGGUCAGUUUCGGUCAUUUGUUCUCGAAACGCGCAAUCACAGGCCUCGCAGAUGGCCAUAUAUGGUUCUCCAUUGUCUCCAGGCCUCCGACCAGUAACUUCACCCGCGUCCAACGUCUCUCGUGCGCUCUUUGCCUGCUGUGUUGCACGAUGAUUACGAGCGCAAUGUUCUAUAACAUGGGAGGCCAGGGCCCCAGUCCUUUCGCGGUUAACAUUGGCUCUUUGGUCAUCGAUCUGAAACCGUUUGUGAUUGGUCUACAGAGCAGCGUCAUCAUCAUCCCGGUAAAUGUGUUGCUUGUGCAAAUUUUCCGCAAUUUAAGGCCCAAGGACGAAGGACAUGGGAAGGAACAUAAGAAUGACAAACCGAAUGACGGUGAAGAAAAUUCGAAUACCUCAAAAGGCAAACUGCCUCACUGGUUUAUUUUCAUAGCUUAUGCUAUUUGUUAUCUCGCGUCUGGUGCGUCAAUAUUCUUCACCUUGCUGUACAGCAUUCAAUGGGGAAAGGAGACCUCCACAGAGUGGGUGAUUGCAAUGGUAACCUCGUUCUUACAGUCAGCCUUGCUUCUACAACCAGUUAAAGUUGUGCUCAUGGCGGUCAUCUUUGCUUUGGUCAUUCGAAAGCCUGAUAACACCGAAAAUGAAUCAAAUAACGUUGAAUUAGUAGACAUCCCUGCGAAAGACAAGACGGAUGAAGAAAUACCCGCGUCAGUGAAGAAGAAAGCGAAAUACUACAAUCCUCCAGAUGCUGAGACUCUGAAAGUUGCGAGGUUGAAACGUCUGAAAGAAAUCAAAACGAACGCAGCUGUAUGGGAAAUAAUGGCAUUUUUCUUUUUCCUGAUAUUGCUAAUGGACGUAGCCAACUACCACAGGGAUACAAAUUCGUUCUUAAUGACAAAAACCUUAUAUGAGACUUUCGACGAGGUCGAUGCGUUUAGCAUUGACUUAUCCGCGGUGUCCGAUACUGAUACACUAUGGAUGUGGGCUCGUGAGACUUUAAUACCUGGCCUGUACGCAAAUGAAUGGUACAAUGGGAAGAAAAUCAAAGAAGGUUGGAUCGCUAAUUUGGAAGACUAUCUCGUUGGCGUUCCGCGAGUGCGAUUGCUUCGCGUGGAGAAAGAUUCGUGUCCCAUUUCAAGCUACUUUGAAGGGAAAAUCUCCCAUUGCUACGACGGUUAUUCCGUAUCGAUUGAAGAAGACGGCACGUAUAACGUCGGCUGGGAGUCGCUGGAUAGCGACACUCCGAGAAAGCGCCGAGAUGUCAGCGAAGAUGUCAGCGAAGACGUCAGCAUCCCUUGGACUGAAAUCGAGUGGACAGCCAUUGUGUCCAACGGGAGCAAUUCAUCAAGCGACGAAUCAAAAACUCGUAGCAAACGAGCACUGGAUCCAAUCAUGGGAGGAAGUAGCGGGCGAAAACGACGGAAAAAGAAACGCUUGUUGUCAAGCACCAAUCCGAAAGUUUACACAAUCAAUGAUAAUGCUAUAUUACCGAGUGGGAAGAUUCUUUCCUGUCUCGAGAGAUGGCGACAUCGUACGAUGUUAGAGCUACGGGGUUUUCCGAACUGGGGUGCGAUCUCUUGGUACAGCGGCGGAGGCUAUGCAACAAACCUUGGAUAUGACCAAGUUACGGCAUACACGGUCAUAUCCGACCUACAUUCGAACGGCUGGGUCGACGUUCAAUCACGUGCUGUGCUCGUGGAGUUCACGGUGUACAAUGCGAACACUAAUCUGUUUGGUAUAAUCACAAUAUUCGUGGAAUUUUUACCAUCGUCAGGAGCGAUAACCAAAACUGAUUUCCAAGCAUCCAGGUUUUAUCUUCAGCUCAGUGGUGGCCAAACGCUAGCCCACGUGCUUGUCAUAUUCUUCAUGUUGUACUUCCUUUUCAGAGAGAGCAAACUCGUGUAUAAACAACGCUUAGCCUACUUCAAAGGUUUCUGGAAUUGGAUUGAGACCAUUCUUGUCAUUUCACAGUUUUUGCUCAUCAUUCUGUUCCUCGCUCGCCUUUACGAAGUUGACAGAAAUCUCCUGCAGCUGAGGGAAAAUCCAAAAGAUUACGUUGGCUUCCAGUAUGCCGGACAAGCAGACGCUUUCAUGACUUUCGUUUUGGGUGUUCUUGUCUUUUUCUACACCAUCCGUUUCCUACGCAUUCUCCGGUUCAAUAAAAACUUCCUUGUUAUUGGUAGAACAUUGUCACGGAUCAGUUCACCAAUCUUAAGUUUCUGCGUUCCAUUUAUAUUUGGUUUUUUCGCAUUUGCCAUGUUUGCUUUCACGAUUUUUAGCUCGGAACUUGAAGACUACAGUUCGUUUAUUAGGACCAUGGUGACUCAACUAGCAAUGACUCUGGGAGACUUUGAUUUCGAGGCUUUGUUUAUGGUGAAUCCAAUGUUAGCGACGCUCUAUUUCUUUUCUUUCAUUGGUUUGAACGUGAUGGUGCUCAUGAACAUGUUCAUAGCCAUUAUCAACGACUCCUAUGCAGAAAUACAAGAAGAGACGGCUGAGAUUGAGAACGAAAUAGAAAUCGUGGAUUAUGUUGUGGACAGGUUAACCAGUGGUGUUUACUCGAAGAUAAAACGUGGAAAGGUUGCUCCUUUAAAAGAUAAAUCGCGAAAGAACACUAAAAAGAAGGUUAAAAAACCGCCAAAGAGAUUAUUCCUGGAUGAUAAUAGUGUGGACUUGGAUUCCCGCGUGACAAGGCUGGACAAUAUCUUGAACAGUAUGGAUAGUAGUUUACGAGAUGAAGAAGUUAUAGGCGAACAGUUUUUAGCAGUUCCUUGCGAAAAUCAAGAUGUUUUCUUCCGAGUGCUGUGCUUGAUUGAGGAAAAUAAUACAUACUAUGAUUCUGAUGAUGAUGAUGAUUCUGAUGAAGAUAUGGAUGACUGGAGUGACUUCAGUGAUGAUUCCCUGCAUUAACUAAUUUUUACAGAGAAAGAACAUCGUUCACUGCACGUUGAGUUGAAGCAAGAUUGAUAAUUGUUAUGUCAUGUCUAAUAUUCUCACUGGUACCAGGGUUCGUCACCUAAGCGUAGCGACAUGCGUUAAAUUUGACGAGAUUUUAAGUUCG